This is a messenger RNA of Blepharisma stoltei, 1510 nucleotides long. NCBI's taxonomy places the organism in Eukaryota, Ciliophora, Heterotrichea, Heterotrichida, Blepharismidae. The record is from the annotation of a GenBank genome assembly.
AUGAAUUACUAUGCAAUUUUAAUUUUCCCUUUAUAUGUUCUGAGCGCUGAUAUGCAAUCGGAAGCACUACUGUUGCUCAACAAUUUCUACCAAGAAAUCAGUGGCAAACACAAUGCUUUUUACGAACUCUAUGAUCUUAUCUUUAUUUUCUCAAACUCCACAGGCAACUUGCAGAACUCCCUAGUCCUUCUCCUCAAUAACACUCACACAAAUUCCACAUCAUUACAUUACAUUGUCUUACUCCCCCCCCCCCCCCUCCGUGAGCGAACAAAAAAAUUUUGUUCGCUCACGGAGGGGGGUUAAUUUUUUUUUUUAAAAAAAAAUUUAUAUAUAAAUUUUAUAUAAAAAAUAUUUUUUCGAAAUUUAAAAAAAAAUCCUAAUUUGCAAAAAUUGGGAAGCAAAUAUUAAUUUAAUUUGCAAAAUUUAUGUUUUAAAACGCAAUUUGUUUAAAAUUAAACAGAAUUAGCUCUAGAUUUCAUUAUACUAAUUAUCACUUAUAUAUCAAAAUUUUUUUCCAUUAAAAUUUUUUCUAUUAAAAAAAUUUUUGUUCACUCACGGAGGGUGGGUUUUUGGUCAAAAAAUGGCGAUUUUUCUAAUGGUUUUGUUCGCUCACGGAGGGGGGGGGGGGAGUUAGAAAACUCUUCUCCAAACUCUACUGAGCUUAUUAUGCAUGUUUCUCCAAUAUUUAAUACUUUACUUCCCCAUCCAUGAGCGAACGAGCCCAUUGGAAAAUCCCUAUAUUUUUGUUAAAAAACUGCUUCCUGUGAGCGAACAAAAAAAAAAUUUUUUGCUAAUUCUGUAGAAUUUUAAGUAGAUUGCAUUUUAAAACGUAAAUUUUAUUAAUUUCUGCCUUCCAAUUUUUGCGAAUCGGGGUAUUAUUACUAUGUAAUGUUUUUUUAAAAAAUUAACUCCUGAGCGAAUAAAAUUUUUUAUUCGCUCAAGUAGAGGGGAAUUAGAAAGUGACAAAAAAUACCUGACUGAAGCUUUAUUCAGCUUUUUCGACGCAAGUGAGUUGCAUUUUGAUAUUUUGGUCCCACCAAAGAGACAAGACUUUAAAAAUAACGAAAAUCUCAGUGAAUCUGUAAAAAAUCUGGCUUUUAUCAAUGCGGUUAUAUCUUAUAAAAAUAAAACGUUUUCAGCAAAUUUAUUAAUUGACAAGAACAGAAUAAUAAAGAAGGAUUUUUGGGAAAUUCCUCCUAUUAAUGAAACUAUAACUUAUUUUUAUAAGCCUACGUCAAAUCCCAUAACUUUCUUUGUCGUUUUUACCAUAGUAAUUACUGCGGCUUUAAGUUAUGCUUCGAUGUUCUUAUAUUGUAAAUAUAGAAAUGCUUUAUUGGGAAUUUUAAAUUAUAAAGAAGAGCAAGUAGGCUGAUCGAGUUAGAUGUAGGUCAUUGAAUCUGCAGAAGCUUUAUUCUAUUUUUAUAAAAAAAGGGCAUUGAUCUGAUCUAAUUAUGAGAAUUCAAUCAAAAGCAGCAUAUUAUCUCUUAAUCAACCUAAAGAAAUUGCGUAA